AUGAAACCUGGGGAUCUAGCCCUUCCCAGCAGCAACCACACCUCAGUGACCCACUUCAUCUUGCUUGGAUUCUCCAGUUACCCAGACCUCCAGAAGCUUCUUUUUGGAACCUUCCUGCUCAUCUAUACCAUGACAGUGGUGGGCAAUCUGGGGAUGAUGGCCCUCAUCCUCACAGACACCCGUCUCCACAACCCCAUGUACUUCUUCCUCAGUGUUCUCUCUUUCCUUGAUAUCUGUUACUCUUCUGUGGUCACACCCAAGCUCUUGGUCAACUUUCUGGCCUCUGACAAGUCCAUCUCUUUUGAGGGCUGUGUAGCCCAACUGACCUUCUUCGUGGUGCACGUGACCGCAGAGAGCUUCCUGCUGGCCUCCAUGGCCUUUGACCGCUUCAUGGCCAUCUGUCGGCCCCUCCACUAUGGUUCCGUCAUGACCAGAGGGACCUGUCUCCAGCUGGUGGCUGCUUCCUACGCGUUUGGCGGUGCCAACUCCGCCAUCCAGACGGGGAACGUCUUUGCCCUUCCUUUCUGUGGGCCCAACCAGGUAACGCACUUCUUCUGUGACAUCCCUCCUCUUCUCCACCUGGCUUGUGCCGACACAGCCACCGCAGAGGUGGUGCUCUAUAUCUUCUCUGCCCUGGUCACCCUCCUGCCUGCCGUUGUCAUCCUUACCUCCUACAGCUUCGUCCUGGUGGCCAUUGGGCGGAUGCGCUCGGCAGCAGGGCGGGAGAAAGCCAUCUCCACCUGCGCCUCCCACUUCCUGGCCAUUGCCAUUUUCUACGGCACUGUGGUCUUCACCUACGUCCAGCCUCACGGGGCCACCAGUGAUACGAACGGCCAGGUGGUGUCUGUCUUCUACACCAUCAUCAUCCCCAUGCUCAACCCCUUCAUCUACAGCCUCCGCAACAAGGAGGUGAAGGACGCCCUACAGAGGAAACUCCAGGUCAGCAUCCUCCCUUGCUGA
Condylura cristata (star-nosed mole) is the source of this 960-nucleotide messenger RNA. Its product is annotated as olfactory receptor 1052-like. The transcript has a single exon. The coding region runs from base 1 to 960 and encodes 319 amino acids. The record is from RefSeq and is a predicted model, not a curated record. Lineage: Eukaryota; Metazoa; Chordata; Mammalia; Eulipotyphla; Talpidae. Gene Ontology annotation, molecular function: odorant binding; olfactory receptor activity; G protein-coupled receptor activity. Gene Ontology annotation, cellular component: membrane. Gene Ontology annotation, biological process: sensory perception of smell; G protein-coupled receptor signaling pathway.